Molecule: messenger RNA, 342 nt
Organism: Vittaforma corneae ATCC 50505
Lineage: Eukaryota; Fungi; Microsporidia; Nosematidae
Exons: 1
Source: RefSeq, a predicted model, not a curated record
UUGACCAGCUCUUUUGGGACAAUCGUUCACAGUAUUAGCAUAUUCACUUGGUAUGCGAAUGCCGUGGCGCCGAACCCCACCUCCACCGCUCUCUCCAAGCUGCUCUUGCUCAAAUUCUCAGAUCAAGAAAUCUUGAGCUACUGCACAAUCCCACUCCAGACAUAUAACAUUCUGGAGUAUUCUGUGCUAAGAAUGCAGGUGCAAGCACCCCCGCUUUGUGCGCUGCUGAUGUGUACUUUGAAUACCGUUCUGAUCGCCAUGUACAUCAGCGCACCUCAAGAGUAUUUUAUACUGCUCGAUACAUCACCACCACUCCUAUCAAUAAACCACAAAGACGCUUAG